Molecule: messenger RNA, 987 nt
Organism: Rotaria sp. Silwood1
Lineage: Eukaryota; Metazoa; Rotifera; Eurotatoria; Philodinida; Philodinidae
Source: the annotation of a GenBank genome assembly
AUGACUAGCGGAGAGCUUGCACUACCGUUGACUGUUUAUCGUGGACAAACAAAAAUGGCCAAUGAUGAAUUGAAGAAAAUUGAAGAGAAUAUUGAUGGUCUUAUAUCGAUGCACACAUUUUUAUCGACAACAGUGCACUAUAAUGUCGCUUAUGAUUAUGUUUUUGGUGCUGAUCCAGAUACAACCGUAAUCUUUCAAAUUACUGUUAAAGACACAGAACAAGGCAAACGCAUGAAUACAUUUGCUCGUAUCUCUCAAAAAAGUUCAUUUAAGGAUGAAGAAGAAGUUCUUUUCGGUGUGUCAUCCGUCUUUCGAAUCAUUUCUGUUCAACAAGAAUAUUGUUUCUGGUUUAUCGAAUUAGAAUCAACCACUUUCAAAGAAGAUGAAACUGUGCAAAGAUUUAUGAGCGAGAUUCAAACUUAUUUGUAUCAAAGUUCUGUUUAUACUUUAUUAGUCUCUGCUUCUAUGCAAUAUGGUGAUCUGGACUCUGCAGAGUACUAUUGCCUUCGAGCAGUCGCAUAUAAAUCAACAAAUAUUGGAGCACAAGCUAUUCAUAUCUUAAGACAAAUACCGGAGCUAAAAAUGGUGGCUCAAUACAAUGGUCCAGAUUUCAUUCGUGAAAUGAUUAGUGGUAAUCUUCAAUCUGUUCAACAAUUAAUUUCGCAGAUACAUCCCCAUUCGAGUACCAUUUCUGGAUUAAACAAUGAGGAAACAUGGACUUUCGAAAAAUUUAUUACUGUUGCUGAUCAUUAUCGUCAUCGAAAAGAUAAUGAACAUGCUGAAUUGUAUUAUAGCAAAGCACUCGACAAGAUGACAGAAGCCGAAUCGAAAUCUAUGUGGAAUGUCUAUAGAAAAAUGGUCAGAAUGGGUAGUAACAGCGAUCAAUAUCAGGAUUAUUUUAUCAAACAAUUUUCCAAAUAUGAUGAUAAUAAUCCAAAUCAUUUUUCAAUGAUUGCUACACUACAAACAAUCCUAACUAUAGCUUAA